This is a messenger RNA of Drosophila eugracilis, 8265 nucleotides long. RefSeq lists its product as uncharacterized. The record is from RefSeq and is a predicted model, not a curated record. The transcript has 2 exons. The coding region runs from base 4240 to 6441 and encodes 733 amino acids. Lineage: Eukaryota; Metazoa; Arthropoda; Insecta; Diptera; Drosophilidae. Gene Ontology annotation, molecular function: RNA polymerase II cis-regulatory region sequence-specific DNA binding; protein binding; DNA-binding transcription factor activity, RNA polymerase II-specific. Gene Ontology annotation, biological process: regulation of transcription by RNA polymerase II.
UUGCAUACUUUUGGCCGCUUUUUGACAGCCCAACAACGGGCAAAAGGGGACAAAGUGGGCCCCGCACAAAACAUCAAAUUGCAUUCGCGGCCAAAGGGGCCAGAAAAGCCGAAAAAUCAACCCAACCACUUCUUACUACCGCGUUUACUUUCCAUCAGCAUAAUGCACAAAAGAGCAACAGGAAGGGGGAGUGGGCGAAGCGAUCACUUAAAAUGCAAUGAACAAAUUAAUAAACAACAAAAAUAACAGCGUGUCACCAGUUUAAUUGCCCAAAGAGGAUAGCACACACACACACACCCACACGACACACACACAUAUUUCGUACACCUAAGGGCAAAAUAAUAGUGGUGGUGGUAAAAAACUAAAGAAAACUUUUCUAUAAAUUGAACUAUAAGUAAAGCUGCCAUUUCACUUAAGAUAUCUUCAAAAUCUUCUUUUAAGACUUUCUCUUUCUGGUAUUCAGAGUCCUUAACUUACUCUAACAAAGUCAUAAAACUAUUAUUUUGUUGUCUACUGUAUAUCUACUCCAACUCUAUCUCCCUUCCCCCCUUAGCAAUGCUUUCAAAUUUAGUUUUUGGCGCGCUUUUUUCUAUGUUUUUGGAUGCUUUGGCUUCUUUCGGUUCGCCUUCCUUCUUUUUUUUUUUGUUUUUUGCUAUUGUUUUUGUUGUGUUUUUGGCUUGUUGUUUAACACACAAAAAGAAUUUUUAACUAACACAAAAUGGCUGUGUGUUGAUUUGUAUGAGAAUAGAGGAGGGAUGGCUGGAUGGCGAUAUGGGCAGGGCAACAUGGACUAUCUCUCUCUCUGGGGUCCUGGCUAGGGAUUAGUGCGUUAUUCGGUUUCAUCGCACCCUUUUGCCGAAAGUUCAAUUGCAAUCUUGUUGCCAAUGUGUUGUUGCUGCUGUUGUUGUUGUUGUUUUGGCCCAAAAAUAUACUGGUCGGUACGUACAGGACCACACAGGAACAGAAAAACGCAGAUUGUUCUCACUCACCGCCGACGCCGCACUCUCGUUUGCCCCUUCAAGCCUGCACUGUGAGAAAGUGUGGUAGAAGGCAAAGUUUUCUAGGUUUUAGGGUGAUUUUUGUAGAGUCUAAGACUUGAGAUAUGGGUCUCUUAAGAAGCUUGGAUAAUAGAUCAAAAAUAUUUAUAGUUCUAUGAAAAAAGAAAGAAUAAUUUCGAAGAUAAAAUUCAAACCCCACUAAGAUCUAUUAUACUAAAGUUGUUCUAUACAUAUACAACACUUUUUCUUCCCGUGCACAUCCUGCAUAUCCUGCCUGUUGUCCUGCCUUGUGCUCUUUGCUUCGCCUCCUCUGGUUGUAGCUCUUUUUUCAUGCUGUUGUUUUUCGGUGUGCGUUUGGUUUAUUAAUGUUGACCGUCAAUUAUGUUUUAAUUGUCAUAAAAGGUUUGUCCCUUUUGACUCGCCUUCCCUUCACCCCUCCCCCCUGCCAAAAAGCAGGGGAUAAAAAAGGAAGUAGGAUAUCCCCAUUGCAUAUGUAUACGAGUCUGUAUAUAUGUGUGUGUGUGUGUGUGUGUGUGUGUGUGUGAGUGAGUAGAGUGUAUGCAAACAAUAAAAUCCAACUGGGAUAAGCUGCAGCAGAGAGCAAGAGGGAAGAUGUGGCGAGCGGAACAGAAGUUGCUUGUCAACAUGGACAAAGCUGCCUACGUGUGUGUGUGUGUGUGUGUGUGUGUAAGCCAGUUGACAGGUGAAUGUGCGUGUGUGUGAGUGCGAGAUGUUGCUGCUUCGAUUUGGUUUUCCGGUUGUCAGGCAAUUUGCCAACUUACUGCAAAGAUCAGCACAAAGUGUAACCCACACAAAAGAGAGGGCAAAAGUGACACACGCAAUGAAGGGAAAACCAUUGGUGGGGGCAAAGGGGGUGGGUGAGUGAGGUGCACGGGGUUUUCCGGGCAUCUUUGCAACGCUUCUUUUACAACGUUUCAUUAAUUGAAUUGAAUUGCAUCAUGGCAACUGCAUGUGACACUGCAUUCCACUGUGCGGUCGAAAAACAGACCAAGUAACCAUAGUUUAAGAAACUAAGCCGAUUUGACUAGAAAAUUAAACAAAAUUUAAGAACGUAACCCUAGAAAAAACAUAAAGAUGCAAAUGCUGGACAUGAGAUUAAAAACCUGACAGAUUGACGACGUCAGAAACGAGCUACUGAAUUUCCAAUUUUCCACUUUUUUAAAUAUGUAAUAUUUUGUUGUUGUUUUUUUUUUUUAUGUCGUUCAUUUAUUGCCGCCAAUGUUGCGCUGAUGCCAAUUUAUGAAAUUUAUUUUUUGCCUACGUUGUGAUUAUUUAUUCAAAAAGUUGGCCUCGGCCAGCGUCUGGUGGUCGGUCUACAGCCCCGCCCCCCUCCACCCAUCACCAUUUUUACUCUUGCAGAUAUCCAGCAGCUCUGCAGCCAGGACGACCUCGCUCAAUUGUUGUAAUUGCAAUUGUUGUCAGUGUGGGUGGGUAAAUAAAUUAAUAACACAAUUUAUGCAUGACGCACAUUUAUAAUUACAUUUGGAAAUAAUUUAAUUAAAAUUGUUAACGCUUGAUUGAAGUUAAAUCGAAUCGAACAAGACAGGAUGUGAGUGUGAGUGUGAGUGUGUCAGUGGCUGAGAGUGAGCAUGAGAGGACCUUACAAAAAGCGACUUAAUUAAAUUAGCCCAUCAAUAAGGGGACCAACAACAACAACAACAACAACAACCACAUCAUCAUCAUCAGGACAGGACACAUAAUAUAAUAAAAUGCCAACAAACUGACCAAUUGCCAUAUCAGCCAAACGAAAUCAGUCUGCCAACUACUAGCUAGUCCAGCCAGCCCGCCGCAGAGGUUCACAUAUUUUUAGGGGGCAUUUCCGGUAAGGGAAAGUACAAGAACACUAAGCCAAAGUAAAGGACAUUCAUAUAGCCAGGUGGAUAAGUUGUGGGAGAGGAAGGGAAGGCCUGCGGUUGCUCAAAUAAACCGAUCAGCAGUAACGGUAAUUAAAAGCCAACCAAAUGACCAAAUAAGCCACACCAAAAAAAUGGGCUGCUUGCUGAUGGAAAUCUAAGAAAAAUAACGCAGAGAAUUCAAAGUUACGAAGAUGAAGUCGAAGUGAGAGAUACCCUUUAAUAAGUAGGCUACUAAUUUGGUGGAAAAAUAAUACAAAUUAAUGAUAAAAAAUCAAAACAUAAAACAAAAGAUUCUUACUAAGAAAAGAUUUUCAUUAAAAAACAAUCUUAAAAAUCCCCUAAAAUCUUAGUUAAUUUUCUUUAUUAACCAUAAAUUCCAGGGUAUUUCCAGGUUAAACGCUAAUAGCUGAUUGAGAAUUCGAACUGCAAGACCACAAGACACACACACACACACACACACAGAUAUUUAUAGUUAAAGGCAGAUAAGGCAAAAGCACACACACUCGCAUAUGUAAGCAGUAAAUCAACAUGAAAACGCACACAGAGAUACAAACUGUGUGUAAAUAUGUGUUGGUUAUGCCCACAAAUCAAUUAAGUCGAUUGGGCCAACAUUUUCGGGUGGAAACACACACACACACAGGCACUGGCAGAGAAGAAAACGGUAAAGAGUUGUUAAGCGCUCGAAUGACACAUGCAAAAGAGGGGAAAUGUACUCAAAAGAACCGCGAAGUUGAGUUCUGCCACUGCAUUCGGGUCAAAAUGUAAAAAGGGCAAAGGCUAGCGGAAAAAAAAAGAAAUCACAGAAACUGAGCCCGGAAAAGUAGGCAAUACUUUUGGUGGAAAUUAGCAAAAUUCUUCUCUUGAAUAUUUUGUUCAUUUCGAAAAAUCUAAAGCAGUUUUUACUAUAAUAACUAGAUUUCUUUUUUAAGAACCCAAAAAACUAGCGAACUUAACUUCUUUCUUCAAAAAUAACUCAAAACUUAACUAAAAGCUAAUAGUUAUGACAAUCCAAAAAUAUCUAAAAAAAAAAAUAUUCUAAAUACGAGUUCAGAUCCUGAAAAACAGUCAGCCUGUUUGUGGAACAUUUAACGAGUGGAAACACGAUUCCUCAGCCGAAGGACAACGACGAACGAUGCCGCAUGUUGCAUGUUUGACUGCCGGGGAGUAUAAAUACCGGAGACGCACGGCUGUCGGCCAUCAGUUCUCCAGCCGAUUUCCCUUUGGACACGCGACACAACGCGCUGUGGUGCGCUCCUUUCGUUCGUCCUUCGUCCUUGCCUCAAAAAUCUCGCAACGCAAACAAUCAUUUUUUUUUUUUGUUUAUAUUGUUGUUUGUUUUUUUUUUUUCUUGUGCACGUGCAACAAUGUUCACAAAUUGGCUGACAGGCAGCAGCACCAGCAGCAGCAGUGGCGGCGGAACGCCGGCAACGCGUUCGACAUCCGGAAUUGGCGGCUCCGGAAGUGGAGGACCAAGUGGAGUUAGUGCCUCCGCUUUGGUAAUGAGUUCGCCACCGGAUGUGAUCUUAGAAGUGGGUCCAGCACCAAGUAGUGUACGCUUUGUGGCUCACUCUUUGGUGCUGGGCAUGCACAGUGGUUAUCUCCGCUCCGCCAUACGUUUGGAUGAGGCAUCAUCAGCAGCAGCGGCAGCAGUUGCAACUUCAAAUUCCAAUUCAUCAUCAUCGGCAACAACGGCAACGGGCGAACUAUUACUAUAUCUUAGCAAUGUCACAGCCGAUCAGUUUGCACCGCUGCUAACCUAUAUGUACACGGGUUAUCUGGACCUGACCGUCGACAAUAUCUUUGCCGUUUUGCUGGCCACCCACGUAUUGCAUAUGCCAAGGGCUCUGGAAAUCUGCCGUUCCUUUUUGGCCCGAGCUCAAACGGAGGGUUAUUUAAAUGGCAAUCCCGCUCAGCUUUGUCCAGUUCCCAGCAUCCCAGCCAAAGUCAUCCGCCCAAUACCCAGCAAGGCAACUAUGCCGAAUUUUGGUUUUCUACCCAUUCCACAAGCACCACCAAGUGCUGCUCCACCACAACCACAACAACAACCACCACCACAUCCACAUGCACCUGCCGCUCCAGCUUCACUGAGUUCCUUUGGGGCCAACUCUCUGAGCAUGGACAACGAACAGUCCGUCAUUCAGGAUAACGAAGAGGAUGAAGAUGUCGAAGUCUUUAUCGAUAGCAAUACAGUGACGGAUAACGAAGCUGAUCCCGAACCGGAUGUGGACAUGGAUUGCAAUGUUUCGGUGGUGAGUUCUCUGGCCGGAAGCAGUGCCGGCAGUCUGAAUAUCGAACGUUUGGAUGUGAAGCCACCAACUCCAAUACCAACUGUGGUGGCCACCAUCAUCAAUGCGACUCCAAAAUCACAAUCAAAAAGUCAAAACUCCAAAAGAGAAUCAUUGCCGAAGGGUAAUAGUCGAGGUAAAUCCUCUACCGCCCGAUCAAGGAAAUCCACUGGCUUGCAGGUGGCCAAAGCUCCAGUGCCGGCUGCUCAAUUGGAAAUGACUGCCACGCCCAUAACACCCUCGAAAUUUAUCAUUGACGUAGCCAGCUGUGAUGGUCCAGUGAGAUUUCGUAGGAUUCUCAAUACAGCCUAUGGCCAUAAGCCGGAGUCUCUAGAAUCGGGAUCAUUAAUUGGUAACUCAACUGGAGGAUCAUCGGUUGGAGGAUCUUCAUCAGCUAUGGCCGUGGAACAACAUCGCAGUCAACAGAGUGUUAGUUAUUCUUUUCACCAACAGAUGGCCAGGGCCAUUAGCAGCCAGCAGCGACAGUUAAGCCAUCAGCAACAGGAGGAGAGUGAGAAUAGUGGCGAUGCCACGGCAGCCGCUGCAGCAGCAGCAACACCAAUCGGUAAACAACAAUCAACAGGAGGAGCAACUGCAGCAGCAUCAUCAUCAUCAUCAUCGGUAACAGCAGGUAAUAGCAGCAACAGGAAACCUCACGGAGGUGGUUCAUCAACUUCAACUAGCGGUGGUUCCAAUCAAGAACUCUAUGUCUGCGUCUAUUGCAAGCACACAUUCAAAUCCCAGUAUUGCUAUCAAAAGCAUGCCAAACGCCAUUUGAAUCCAUUGAGCUUGACCACAGCGGACAAGAAAUUGCUAACAGAACCGUCAACUUUGUUGGCCAACAAUCUGGAAACGGAUAACCAAUCGAUUGGUGGUCAUCAGAAUGGAACAGCUGGUGGAAUAGCAGCAGCAGCAGGAGGAGGAGGAGGAGGAGGGGGAGCAACAACAGGAGCAACAGGGGCAACAGCAAAUGCAGCAAACUCAGCCUUGCUGCGUCGAGAAGUGCGACCUUUGGACAUGAAUGUUCAAUAUUAUCCCUGCAAAACCUGUGGCAGCAAGUUUCCCAGCUAUUAUUUCGUUCAUAAGCAUCGGAAAAUGUGCCAUGCGGAUGAAAUUGAGGCAACUGCCACGAGCAACAACAACAGCAGCAGCAAUACCAGCACUAGCAGCAACAGCAACAGCAGUACUAGCAACACGAAACGUGAGGCAGCAACAGUAGUAGCCGCAGCAGCAGCAACUGCCGAUGAUCAGCAGGCGGCACAGCAGCAACAGCAAUCCUAAGAUAUUUUAAAGGCAAAAUCAAAGCAACGAAAUCUACGAAUUUAUAUACACCUAAAAAUCACAACAAACACACACCAACACACACGCUAAAAUGUUUUUUUUUUGUCGCUCUAGAAAUGCAAUUUAAAAAUAAAUAAAAAGUAUUUUAAAAAUCACAAAGAUGGAGAGAGAAUGAUGUUUGAAAGUUGAAGUAAAACUUGAAGUUAAGAAAGUGAAAUUUAAUAAGAAUAUUUUGGAGAAAUCAAAAAUAUAUUCAGCUUAAAAAGUCUAAAAGGAAAAGCCAACAAAUGGAAAAACAGUUGGUAAGUAAAACGAGCAAGCAAGCACAGGAAAUGAAGUCUUAGACUGCCUACAUAAAGUUUUAACUUUGAUUUAAGAAUUUUGGCCAUUAAAACAAAGAUGAGAAAUCAAUUUAAAAUAUUUACCAAAAUUUAAGAAGUUUCUUCACAUUUCAUCUUAAAAAUAUUUCAAAUUUUAAGCCCCAGAAAUUCCGCUAAACUUUUCAUAAUAAAUAUUAACAAUUUAAUCCGAUUUCCAUAUAUCACAGAUCUCUUAUCGAAUCCAGCCUGCCGCCCCCCACAACUUGAUCUAUAUUUGUUCCACCCUUUCCUUUUUUUGUAAAUCAAGAAAGAGAAUGCGAGAAAUACGAGUGAAAAGCGUUGGGAAAGCGUGGAUGGAUGGAUGGAUACAAAGGUAAACAGAAUCCUUGCCGCAAUUUAAUAAUUAAAUUAAAUCACUUGCAUAAUAAAAAAGACGUUUACAAAAAAAGACUUUAAUUUAAUUGAGUUUAAUUAACUCGCCAGGGAGAUGACAGCCAACAAGGCCGAGCGAAGCGAAGCGAAGAUGAUGAUGGCAAACUGGAAAGUGGGUGGUGGAUGGUGGAUGGUGGGUGGCAGUCAAGUUGGGUUGCCAUUCGCCGGUGGGCGGUGGUGCACAAACAGUAGAAGAAGAAGUAAAAAAGAAAACCGCAAGCGGCCAAAAAGCGUUGAACUGAGCCACUGGAGAGAGAGGGUGGAACAGUGAACCACCAAUUGAGCCACCUCCUCUGGGCUUUUAUAAGCCAUCGCCCAACCCCACCGUCAACUCUUUUUGGCCCUGGACGACGACUUGGCUUGACUUAAGGCCAUUUAUAGCUUGGUGGCUUUUUUUUUCUUAGUAUUUUCCUUUUUUUUUUUUGAUAAAAUAUUAAUCGAAAGCGCUGGCGGAGAAACAGCGCAAACAGAAGCCCAUGAAAUGGAGAUAGAGAAACGGCAAUUCUGAUUGGAUUUUGGGUGGUGGGUGGUCCUUUGGUGGGCGGAAUAGUUUGAUUAAAAGGACCUACCGACUGCCACAAUGCACCACAAACAUUGCAGUUGUCAAUGGCGGGAAAUGCAUUUUUGAUAAGCUCUCUGCUAAAGGUAAAAGCAACGAAGAAAAAAGGAUAUUUAACAUAGCAAAAGCUUCAACAGGUUAACAGAGGAGCUUUUAGGCUGGCAAGGACAUGCUUUUUGAAAACUUUGUAAAGGAAAAAUUACAACUUUUUAAAGUCCUAAAGCUUUAGAAGUCUAGCUGGGCUAUACUUUGAAGGAAAAGCUGUGUUUAAAGUUCAUGAAAAGGAUAAAAGCUGAUGUAGCUGAGGGACUUCGAAGCUUGAAAGCUAAACAAGUUGGCAAAAUUUGAAAAUUUAUAUGAAAAUAUCAGACAUUAAGGAUCAAUAUCCUUAAAAAUGAUAGAAAGAACAGGUUUAUAAGGGAUAUACUCGUAUCUAUAUCAAAACGUCCUACAAAGUUGAAAGAUUAAUAUUUAAACCAAAUCCCUACCCAUAAUCAUAAUAACAAUUCGAAA